AUGGAGGAGGAGAGGACUGGGUGUGCGGCGCAUGGAGGAGUGGACGGACUGAGCACAGGAAGAGCAGAGAUGGUGCACCAUGGAGAGGGUGAACGACGGAUGGGGUGCGCAGGCGGAGGAGAGGCGGCAUGGCUGCAUGAGAAUGAGGAUUGGCUGCUGGGAAUCGGUGGUGGUAGGUCAUCGUUGGGUUUUAUGGUGUUCAGAUUAGAUGGGCUAGUGGGCUUCCACCCUUAG
Miscanthus lutarioriparius is the source of this 234-nucleotide messenger RNA. The record is from the annotation of a GenBank genome assembly. NCBI's taxonomy places the organism in Eukaryota, Viridiplantae, Streptophyta, Magnoliopsida, Poales, Poaceae.